AUGGCCUUCUCCUACAGCGCAGCUGCUGCUGCAGCUACAGCGGGCCCGUCCAGCGCGGGCCCCUCGACGUCCGCCGCUCCGGAACCCGCCUCGACCGGCAUCAAGCACUUGAUCCUCGACGCCGGACCCCUCCUGUCCCUCACCCCUCUUCGCCACUUGUCGAGCUCGUUCCACACCACUCCCAUGGUCCUUGCCGAGCUGCGUGACCCCAAGGCCCGCCAGCACUGGGAACACCUCAAGCUCACUGGCCUGGAUGUGCGCGUCGAGGCCCCCUCGGCCGAGGCAAUGGCCAAGGUCAUUGCGUUCGCCAAGAAGACCGGUGACUUUGCCGUCUUGUCGGCUACCGACAUGAGCGUCGUCGCUCUCACCUACCAGUAUGAGGUUGCCGUCAACGGUGACGCCCGUAUCCGUACCGCUCCGGGACAGAAGCUGCCGCCUCUGGCUGGUGUCCCGCCAGUGGUGGAGGAGGAGAAGAAGGACGCCGAGGAGGACUCGGAGUCGGAGGGCGAGGAGGUCGAGGUUGAGAUUGAGGCUGAGGCCGAGGCCGAUGCUUCCGCACCGACUGAGCAGACUGCCGAGGAAGCCGCUCCUGUUUCCAAGACCUCUGUUGAGGAGAUCACCCAGGGUGUUUCUGAGCUUGCCACUGAGGCUACUCCUGCUGAGACCCCUGCGCCUGCAGCCCCCGCCGCUGAGGUCCCCGGCUGGGUCGAGGACGACGAGAGCGACGGCGGCGAGUGGAUCACCCCUUCCAACGUCCAGAAGCACCGCUCGCACGACCUUGGCCUUUUGCCCGACGAGAAGCGCGCCGCCCAGGCUCCCUUGGCCGCGGCCUGUAUGACCGGAGACUACGCGGUCCAGAACGUUCUGCUCGGCAUGGGCCUCGGCCUCGUCGGCGAGGCCGGCAAGCGUAUCUCAAAAGUUCGCUCGUGGGUUCUCCGCUGCCACGCCUGCUUCAAGCUGUGUAAGGACAGCAGCAAGCGGUUCUGCCCCUCGUGCGGCAACGCCUCGCUCAUGCGCACCACCGUCUCGACCAGCGCAGUGACUGGCAAGCAGACCAUCCACCUCAAGAAGAACUUCCAGUACCACCUCCGCGGUACCAAGUACUCUAUUCCCGACCCCAAGAUGGGCCGCGCAAAGGGCCAGCAGAAGGGUGGCUCAGGUCUCAUUCUGCGUGAAGACCAGCUCGAGUGGCAGGAUGCCGUCCACUCCAACAACAUUGCGCGUCAAAAGGAGGAGAAGCGCGCAAUCCGCGGCGACGGCUCGUGGAUGGACCCCGACUGGAUGCCCGAGAUUAUCUCGGUCGGCUCCAACGGCAAGGGCCGUCACGACACGCGCGGCAUGCCCUCGAUCGGUCACGGAAGGAAGAACCCCAACGAGAGGAAGAAGCGCCGCUAG
This is a messenger RNA of Apiotrichum porosum, 1395 nucleotides long. It is a transcript of the gene NOB1, whose product is annotated as Nin1 binding protein. The coding region runs from base 1 to 1395 and encodes 464 amino acids. NCBI's taxonomy places the organism in Eukaryota, Fungi, Basidiomycota, Tremellomycetes, Trichosporonales, Trichosporonaceae. The transcript has 2 exons. Gene Ontology annotation, molecular function: RNA endonuclease activity. Gene Ontology annotation, cellular component: preribosome, small subunit precursor. The record is from RefSeq and is a predicted model, not a curated record. Gene Ontology annotation, biological process: maturation of SSU-rRNA; ribosomal small subunit biogenesis.